GGCAUGCUUUAAAAUUCUGCCAGAAAUUGAUGUAUAUAAAAGCACUGAGUGCAGCUUCAGAGCAACUCCAUGUUUGAGUCCCAUGUAGUGCUGAAAAAUUUGCCACCUGAUUCAUGUUACCUGAUCUUAGACCCUGCAAUGUUUGUAGAGUCAGUAGAAAGAGCCAGAGAUCUCCAAGGGUGUGGUGAGUCUUGCAGCAUUAGCCUCUGGACAAUGUUGCUACUCAUCUUCUGCCUACUUUUGGCGUGGUGCUACUACCUGGCUGGUGGAUGCUGGGCAUCUCUACCAACACGGGAUUCACUCCUGAGGAUAUGUUUUACCUAAAGAGCUGUGCCUGCCCUGUAGUCGCACAGUGUAUUGGCUUAAGAGGUAGUCCCAUAGCCGCCCUUGGCCUGUCGGUUGGGGUUCUUCUGCUGAAAACCUGUGUUCCCAUCUCUCUGCAGGCUGGGUAACCCAUCUGUAGUCACCACCUCCAAGUGUCCUCACCACCAGGUCGCAGAAUUGUUGGAAGGAGAGGAGUUGGAGGAUUUUCCCAUCUUACGGAAGCUGACCCACUUGAGAGUAUUGCCAGGCAUCUGAAGUGGUUGACUAACACCUAAGGAUUUGGAACAGAGGUGUGUGAUGUCAAACAGUGGGCAGUCCUUGUAGCUUCCUCUACCAGUCUGCAGUGUCAUGUGCCAAUAUGAAUAUUAAGAAAGAAAAGCAUACUUCAGAGCUCAGCAUCUCAGAAAGAAAAAAGGAAGAACUAAACAGAGAGAGCAAAUGAUUGCACUCCUUGCAAAACUUGAGGCUGUUCUCUUUUUCUGCUGAAGCUUCAUCUUGGCCUAUGUGAGAGAGUUGACAAAGUAGGCAGAACAGCCACAGUGAUUUUCUUAGGGUCCUUUUUUAAUUUAAUUUUUUUUCCCUUGUGUCUGGAUUUUAAGUGUGCUGCACUGAUCACAAGCACUGGAGAUCAAUAUGUGUCAUGUCAUUGUAACAUGUCGGUCGAUGCUGUGGACUCUCCUGAGUAUCGUGGUGGCUUUUGCAGAGCUCAUUGCCUUCAUGAGUGCAGACUGGCUGAUUGGCAAAGCAAAGCCUUCAAGCUCCGAGGAGGUGGACAACAGAACGGGGGGGCCGCAGGAGCCCUACCGUCCAACACUGGGCAUCUACGGGCGCUGCACCAGGAUCUCCCACAUGCAGUUCUCCAGGCGAGACACACUUUGUGGUCCUUACGCUGAAAACUUCAGUGAGAUUGCCAGUGGGUUCUGGCAGGCAACCGCUAUUUUCCUAGCUAUGGGAAUCAUGAUUCUCUGCACCGUGGCAUUUGUGUCUGUCUUUACUAUGUGUGUGCAGAGUAUUAUGAAGAAAAGCAUUUUUAAUGUCUGUGGACUGCUACAAGGGAUUGCAGGGCUCUUCCUUAUCUUAGGCUUGAUACUUUACCCUGCAGGUUGGGGAUGCCAGAAAGCGAUAAGCUAUUGUGGACCUUAUGCUUCUGCUUACAAACUAGGAGACUGCUCCUUGGGCUGGGCUUUCUACACAGCUAUCGGCGGCACUGUUCUGACAUUCAUCUGUGCAGUCUUCUCGGCACAAGCUGAAAUAGCCACAUCCAGUGACAAAGUGCAAGAAGAAAUAGAAGAAGGAAAAAACCUUAUCUGCCUCCUUUAACUCCAGUGGGGAAAACUACCAGCACCUGGAUCUUUAUCUGCUUUCCAUUGACUGGACAAGCAGAUCCAUUUACCUGUUUUUACAUUUGUGUGAUUGAGCCCCAUGCAAUCCAGCCCUGAACUACUGAAAGGGUUUUUCUUCUUUGCUGGGCUAUGAGGAUCAGAGAAAGGAUCCCAAGAAAGCAGAAUGUAAAUACCUGGGGAUAUUUUUAGUUUCAUUCUGUGAUCAGGACACAGUGGAAUAUAUUAAUCCAACUGGGGAUGUGAGUAAUCACAUGUAUAUAGCAGGAAUGUUGUUAAAACUGACAAAUUCUGAUUGAUCGAAUUGUCAAACCCACCUUGGUCACUUUGAAGAAUUUGGAUUUAAAAUAAUAAAAGCCAGCACAUUUUUUUUUCUUUUCUUAAGCAAAAGAGAAGCCUAUUUUAAUGAGGCUUUGUUUCCAAGGGCUCCCCUCACUGGUGACUAUUUCUUCAC
Molecule: messenger RNA, 2118 nt
Organism: Sturnus vulgaris (Common starling)
Lineage: Eukaryota; Metazoa; Chordata; Aves; Passeriformes; Sturnidae
Gene: LHFPL2
Product: LHFPL tetraspan subfamily member 2
Cellular component (GO): membrane
Source: RefSeq, a predicted model, not a curated record